Messenger RNA from Rhinolophus ferrumequinum (greater horseshoe bat), 3484 nucleotides. RefSeq names its product axonemal dynein light chain domain containing 1 (gene AXDND1). The coding region runs from base 150 to 3269 and encodes 1039 amino acids. The transcript is spliced from 26 exons. NCBI's taxonomy places the organism in Eukaryota, Metazoa, Chordata, Mammalia, Chiroptera, Rhinolophidae. The record is from RefSeq and is a predicted model, not a curated record.
GGCGAGGUGGCAAGAUGUCUGGCGGGAAACAUAAUUUAGGGAUGCGGGUUGCAAGUGUCCGUUUCCCAUCAUUUCUGAGGCAGAAAGGGUUAGCUUUCUAGAGGGAUAUUUCAAAUUGCUAAAGAGAGUGAUCGGAGGCAUUGUUUAUUAUGUAUCAUCCGAAUACGCCCUCCACGGCAACGCUUGAGGACAAAAAAUUAAGAGUGUCUGCCUUCAAGGAGAAGACAGGACUUCUUCCUGAACUAAGGGAGAAAAAAUAUACGGUGGAUGGUUCAAAACCCCUUCCUCCUUCCCUUCAGAAUGAGUUCAUUCCUGAAGAGGUUCUUCUUUCUCUGACCUGUGCAGCCAAUGCUGGUCCUUGUCCUGAAAACUUACUACCUCCUAAGAAAAUUAAAACCCCUACGGGUACCCUUCCGCGCUCUGUUGACCAUGUCUGGCAGCAUCCUAUUCGAAGGAAUAAGUUCAGAUAUCUGAUUGACCAUCCCGUUUCCCUAACUGGAGCUGGAAGAGAUAUUUCUUUUCUGUAUGAUGUUAAAUAUGUUAAAGGAGAGACAAGGGAGAGUACACUUUGUUCCCCAGAUUCGGACCAUUCCGUACAGUCACGUGAGGGCGUCAUUGUGCCCCGUAAGCCAAAGAAACUAACCGAUACUUUGAUUCCUGAAGAAUUUCAUAUUGUGUCAAAUAUAGGAGUUUCAGGUUUGGAGUGUUACGAUGACAAAUAUACUACUCUCCUCACAGAUAGUGAAAAUAGGCUGUUGGUCUUUCCAUCCAUGAAACCUAAUAAAAGAGUAGAAGUGGUCAAGCUGAACGAUGUGAUGGAUACUAUGCUAGAGAGGGCUGGUGUGGAAAAUCAGGAAUAUACAGGACCUACCAAGAUGCACAAACUACUACAUAUAUUGAAGAAGGAACAGACUAUUUACAAUACAGUAUUUCAUGAACUUAUUCGACAAGUCAGUGUGGACUGUGCAGAUAGAGGAGAACUACUGUCUAAAAUCAGAGAGCGGUAUGUACAAAUGCUUGACCAAAUCGCCCGGCAGAUGAUUGACUUCUACAAAGACUUGGUAACUCAGCGAGUGAUGGACCAGCGCAUUUUAGAAGAAUUGUACAAUUUUAAGAAUGUUAUUGAGGAACUGACCAGGGAGCUGUGUUUGGUUCGGGCACAUGAUAAUAAAUUAACCAAGGAAGCAGAGAAGGCCCACAGGGAUUUGGCACAAGCUCUGUUAGAUGCUGAAAAGAAUGCCAAAAUUGUAGAAGAAUACCAUGACUUAUAUACAUUACAAAGAGGAAGGAUGGAGAAUGAUAUUAAACAGUUAAUGACAGAAAGAGAUAUCUGGAGCUCAGCCGCAUACGAAUUGGCCCUAAAGGUGAUUGAAAGAAAUAGAGUCAUAUUGGCUAAAAGACUUUACCUCAAUGAAAAAGGCUGGUGUAAAUAUGCGAAGCAUUUCAUCAUACUGCUGUCAAGCAAGGACACUUCAGACCUUACAUUGUUGCAGAAGUUGACACACAAGUGGAGAAACUCAUUGAACAAAUUUAAACAGGAAGUGGAAGAAAGUGAAGAGUCUAUAAGGGAGAAUUUGCAAAUUGUUAAGGAUGGUCUUCUCAAAUGGCAGCAGUUCUUCAAAAGUAACAAAAAAGACAUUUUAUCCUCUCAUAAAGGAAAUGUAGUCAAAUCAGUUUUUUCAGACUUCAAGCAAUGGCAAAAGAUAAUCAGUGAAGAUAAAGACAAGUGUACUGGGGAUUUUCUGGUGUCAAAAUAUGAUUCUCUCAAGAUUAUUAAACACUUACAGGAAAACUGGACAGAUACUGGGUUUGGGAUAUUUUGUCGCCAUAAAAGUAUGGAGGGGGAGAUGCCACCAGAGCAACAACAUAUGGAGGAAAUUGUGAAAAUCACACGAAGACUCUACAAACAAUUUGAAAUAAGAAUAACUGGGGAUAAUGGUACCGCUAAAAUUCUUUCAAUUUUGAUUAGUUCUCUUGACUUCUGUUCUUUCAAGUUGGAAAGCAUCUUGGAGUCUCCUAAAAUGCUUCCUGAAGAAUGGGAAGAACUUGAUGAAAAAAUUAAUGAAAUGGCAUCUCAGUUGGAUGUGUUGUUAAACAUUAUUGGUACUGUCCCACAGUACAUAAACAAGGAUUCUGGCUCGGUACUCCAAGCACAGAUAUUUAACAUGAUUCCGCAAUGGCUUUUGAACAUAGGCAAUGAGAUUAACAACAGUAACUCUGAACUUCAGCGCCAUGUGGAUGAAUUGCAUAUAUCUAUGAUCAAGUGGAUGGUAAAUUUGCUGAUUUUAAUGAUACCUGAUUUUACUGACCAAGACACACUCCCAAAGUUGGAGGAAGAAAGUGCUGAGAAACAUCAUACAGGAGUUGCAAAUUUAGAGCUAGAUGCAAUUGUAUUGGCAAAAAAGUUGUCCCAAUACUCCAGGUAUUUGAGCAGUUGUUGCAAAGGGAUGGUAACAGCUAUGGCUCUGAGUAUAGCCAGUAACUUAGAAAAAAAUCCUGCUAAGGAAAUUUAUGAUCUGGAUAAGAUGAAGAGAGAAUGUUAUGAGUGGAUCACCACAUGCUCUCACCUCCUUUCUGGGAUCAAAGGCAGAAAAAUAAAGUUAUUGACACAUGAAGAAAAAGAGCAGCUAUUUGAAGAAGAGCACGUUAUCAGAGAAUUAGUUGACCCUGAAAUAGAUACACCGGUUAAAGAGGAUGAAGAAGAAAGUAAGGAGGAUGAGAAACUUGAGAAGAAACAGGAAGAAGAGAAAGCAGAAAAACCUUCAACAUCUACAGAGAAGGAAAAACUCAUUCGAUUCAUUGGAGAAGAUGAAAAUAUUCAUUCUAAACCUCUCUUUGGAGCAGAUAUAUUUUCUUCCUGGAGACAAUCAGCUAAUCAGGGUGAAUUGGCCCCAAAGUAUCUGCAAGCAAUGGCUGUCAUCGAACACAUGCAGGAGAAGUUAAUAGAGGUUGAAAGCAGAGCCAGAAUAGCAGAGGAGAAGUUUGAUGAUGUCAAUGAGAAAUUUCAUUAUACUCUUAUAAGAAAUAAAGAACUGGAGAAAGAACUGGAGGGAAUAUUGAUGAAAUCUAGAGCGAAGGCUCCUGAAGGAGAAGGAGGAGAAGAAAAAGAAGAUGAUGAAGAAAAAGGAGAAGAAGAAGAAAUCAAGCCAGUAGAAGGUUCCUCAAAAUCUCCAAAUAAAGAGGUACAACACAAGGAGGGUUCUCUCAACACCAAAUCCAGAGCUGGGACUAAAUCCAAUAGUAAAAUCAAACCCAAGCAUCAUCCAUAGGACGCUGGGGAUCACUGUGGCUCUCCUACCUGAACUCACCCCAGCUAUCUGUGCUAUUGAGCUGACGUGGCUCAAUUGGAGGGACUCCCUUUGUAACAGCUAUUAGAAAAGCCAUGGCAUACAACCCAAGAACAUUUUCUUUAAAAGUCACAGUGCUGGCUGUAGGGAAUCAAUGCAUUAGUUUAUUUCCCAGAUUAAAAAUAGCGUGUGCAAAA